AUGGUAAAUAGAAAUAUUUCUUAAUGUUCUUAAAGAUGGAGAAGAAUAAAUCCUUAAAAAAUGCGGAAUCCUUGGACUCCUGAAUAAGAUAAAAUGCUUCAAGAACUAUAUAAUUAAUAUGGUAAAAAUUGGGGAUUAAUAUCAGAAUAUAUUAAAGGAAAAACUGGCAAGUAAAUAAGGGAAAGAUAUAUAAAUAAAUUAGAUCCUAUGAUUCAUAAAUAGGCUUGGACUGAGAAAGAAGACCAAAUUAUAUUAGAUUCUUACAUAACUAAAGGACCUAAAUGGUCAUUUAUUUCAUCUAAGCUAGAUGGAAGGUCAGAAAAUAUGUAUAGUUAACCUACAGACUCCGAAUAGUGUACUUACUGA
Molecule: messenger RNA, 366 nt
Organism: Ichthyophthirius multifiliis
Lineage: Eukaryota; Ciliophora; Oligohymenophorea; Hymenostomatida
Product: myb-like DNA-binding domain protein
Exons: 2
Biological process (GO): regulation of DNA-templated transcription
Cellular component (GO): nucleus
Molecular function (GO): DNA-binding transcription factor activity, RNA polymerase II-specific; RNA polymerase II cis-regulatory region sequence-specific DNA binding
Source: RefSeq, a predicted model, not a curated record